This is a messenger RNA of Halteromyces radiatus, 743 nucleotides long. Its product is annotated as ribosomal protein L49/IMG2. Gene Ontology annotation, biological process: translation. The record is from RefSeq and is a predicted model, not a curated record. NCBI's taxonomy places the organism in Eukaryota, Fungi, Mucoromycota, Mucoromycetes, Mucorales, Cunninghamellaceae. Gene Ontology annotation, molecular function: structural constituent of ribosome. The coding region runs from base 177 to 488 and encodes 103 amino acids. The transcript has a single exon. Gene Ontology annotation, cellular component: ribosome; mitochondrial large ribosomal subunit.
UUUUUUUUUUUCAUUCGUCUUUUUCUACAAUCUCUUACUUCAAAUGUAAUAAUAGAAAUAUUGAUUAUUAACUCUUUUUUUUUUCUUUUCUUUCUUUCUUUCCAAGAGAUCUAAAAUAAAAGAACAUGCCAUAUUAACGUUACUUUUCCUUUUUAUUUAUAUUUGUUUGUUAAUAGAUGUUUCGAUCUUUGCUUCAACCUAUUAGUAAACGUUAUUUCUCUUCUGUGAAGGAUACUCCAUAUAUUGUCUCCCGGACCUCCAAUCAUAGUCUUCCUGUGUAUUCUGAUAUCAAGAAUGGCGGCACCCAACAAUUGACCAUUAUUCGACGUAUUGAAGGAGAUGUGGAAGCCUUGAAAGCAGAUUUGACAAGCUUGUUCCCCGAUGCACCCAAAAGUCAUGUCAAGAUCAAUCCUACCAACAACCAUAUCAUCAUCAAAGGUCUUUAUGUCAAUGAACUCAAACAAUGGUUGGCCAACAAGGGAUUCUAAGUUUUUUUUUAUAUGGAUAUAUCUGGUUUACUAAUUAGACAAAACAUAUCGAUAGAUACUCUUUACUUUUUUUUUUUUUUUGUUUUUUUGUACAUACAUCUCACUUUUCUGACAAUAAAAAAAUUCUUACCAUCAUACUCCCAUUGUUUUUAUUGUAUCCUUCUUAUAUCAUUCAUUUUAUUAUUAUUAUCAUCAUCAUAUCGUCAUCUUUAUCUAUUGCUGUGGCAUCAUUCCUUUAUUAUAAAAAUGUUUUCC